CUAAUUUUGAAUUUGGACGAGACAACAGGAUGGAUAUGGCAGUCACGAAGAGCGGUACGGGAGCUAGAGAGGGAGCUGGACUCCCUGCGACUCGUGUGGAGGAGAAGGAUAACACGGCGGUGCGGGCGGCCGAGCUGGGCCAGGCGCUCCUGAGAGAGAACGAGGCUCUGGAAGAGAGACAGAACCAAGUGAACAAGGAGGCCACUCUGAAAAUAGAGGCAAGGGAUAUCCUCCGACUGUUUUAUCUGAUCCUCUCUGCCCCCCCCCCCGGCAGGAGCUGGAGCAGGAGAGGUUCUCCCUGCAGCAGAAGAUGGAGUGCCAGAAGGCGGCGUUGCAGGCGGUACAACACGAGGCAGAGUCUGCCAAGGCUGACCUCCGACAAGAGUUUGAGAUGAGGGAGGAGCACCUCAAACAGGGCCACUCCAAGAAGGUGACUGAGACGGAGCUACUGCUGUUUGACCUGAGAGGGGAGAACGAGAGACUGGAGACCCAGGUCAAGUCCGCCAGAGACAAGGCCGCAGGGCUGGAGGAGAGACUCAGGGAGAUGGCCGAACAGGCAGAUAGUGCCGCAGAGUCUUUUCACCUCCAGCCAGAGAUCAGGGAGAUGGAGAUGAUGUGUAGGCAAGAGAGGAGUGAGAGAGAAGAGGCUCAGGCCCAGUUAGCCAGUCUCCAAGAGGACUACAGACUGCUGGAGAUGGAGUUGGAGGAGGCAGCGGGGAAGGUGGAGAGACUGACUGACGAGUGUCAGGAGAGAUCCGACCAGGCCAACCAGUGGUACAAGACACUUCAGGCCAGUAAGGAGCAGGUGCUGGAGCUGAAUGCCAAGCUGGAGUCUCUGAGAAUGGAGAGAGGGAACAGUCGCGGGUCCGCUGGAAACUCCCUCUUCGGAGAAGUGGAUGACAGGAGACUUCAGGUGGAGAGAAAGUACGUGUCUCUUCAGGUGAAACACGACAGUCUUGAGAAACGACACAACUCCAUGUCCCAGCAGUACAAGAGACUCAAGGCAGAGAUGUCGUCUCUCCUGUGUCAGUUCAGUGUGGUGGGGGGCAGAUGCAGCCCACAUAAAGAGACUGGAGGUGGCUCUGAGACAGGCUCAGUCCGAGAAGGAAUCCCUCGUCACCAAACUACACAAACUUGAGAAACAACAGGCGAGUGUGUUGGCAAGUCAGGAGAGGCUGCAGUAUGUGGCUGCAUUCGGUGACAAGAAAGAGUACAUUGCCAUCAUUGAGACUCAGCUCAGGAACGCCAGGAAGGAGAACAGUUCCCUGACGAAGGAGAAGGAGAUGAAGGGGCUCCAGCUGGUGUGGGAGACACAGAAACUACGGGAGACGGAGGGAAAACUCCACCGCAAGGAGCAGGAGAUGGCACGCGGCCAGAAAGAGGUCUCGGUCUUCAAAAUGAGGCUCCACGAAAUGCAGGAGAAUCUGGAUAAAGCUGAGUCAAGUUGCAAGCAGCAGGAGGCCCAAGUCCAGUUGUUGGAGAGGGAGCUGGAACAACAGCAAUCAUUACGGGGACCCUCUCGCAGAAAGAAGCACCAUCCCUCACCAAGACUCCUCUGCCACCUCUUCUUCUUCCAGGGACCCUAGCACAGGUCUCAGUAGCAGUAGAGACCAACAGUCCCAGUCUCUAGCUGGAGAACUGGCAGACUGUGACGAGAGUGUCCGAGAGGGGAAGGUGGUAGUAGAGGGAGGAGGUGGAGGUGGGAAAGAGAAGGAGAACAGAGUGACAAAGUCCCCCAAGAGAGAGGGAAGGAGGAGGAGUGUCAAAUUGGGAGCUAUCAGUUUCCUGGAGGAGGUUGAGAGGGAGUUUGAGAAAAAGGCCAGCCAGCAGGCUCCCGUGAAAAACACACAGACUGCUCUCUAUGGAAACAGACUCAAGGGUGGUUACUGUGGUGCACCCGUGUAUCCAAGGGGCACUGGACAAGGCUCGAAAGCCAACCAAUGUCCACAGCAAUAAUGUUAUGUA
Geodia barretti is the source of this 1965-nucleotide messenger RNA. The record is from the annotation of a GenBank genome assembly. NCBI's taxonomy places the organism in Eukaryota, Metazoa, Porifera, Demospongiae, Tetractinellida, Geodiidae.